Mercurialis annua (annual mercury) is the source of this 2892-nucleotide messenger RNA. RefSeq lists its product as uncharacterized. The record is from RefSeq and is a predicted model, not a curated record. Gene Ontology annotation, molecular function: oxidoreductase activity; methyltransferase activity. The transcript has 25 exons. The coding region runs from base 111 to 2708 and encodes 865 amino acids. NCBI's taxonomy places the organism in Eukaryota, Viridiplantae, Streptophyta, Magnoliopsida, Malpighiales, Euphorbiaceae.
UUUUUUUUUUUUGAUAAAUAUUUUCUUCAUCUUUUACUUCUCUCUCUGCACAUUAAACCUCAAAAACACUUCCAUUUUCUCUAGCUAAACUCCACAGAGGAUUAUUGAAAAUGAGAGUUGCAGUGAUAGGAGGAGGAGUGAGUGGACUGGUUGCGGCUUAUGUUAUUGCAAAAGCUGGAGGUGAAGUAGUUGUGUACGAGAAAGAAGAUGAACUCGGUGGCCAUGCUAAAACUGUCUGCUUUAAUGGCCUUGAUUUAGACCUUGGUUUCAUGGUUUUCAAUCGGGUAACAUAUCCAAAUAUGAUGGAGUUUUUCGAGACUCUGGGAAUAGAUAUGGAGUUAUCAGACAUGUCAUUCUCAGUUAGCUUAGACAAUGGCAAAGGUUAUGAAUGGGGUAGCAGAAAUGGCCUGUCAGGUUUGUUUGCACAGAAGUCUAAUGUUCUCGACCGAUCCUUUUGGCAAAUGAUUCGUGAAAUUGUCAAGUUUAAGGAUGAUGUCCUCAGUUAUCUUGAGAACUUGGAGAAUAAUCCUGACGUUGACAGAAAUGAAACAUUGGGGAAUUUUAUUAAGUCGAGAGGCUAUUCUGAGCUAUUUCAGAAAGCUUAUCUUGUUCCAAUGUGCGGUUCAAUAUGGUCCUGUCCAUCAGAAAAAGUUAUGAGCUUUUCUGCUUACUCUAUUCUCUCAUUUUGCCGUAAUCAUCAUCUUCUUCAGGUUUUUGGCCGUCCACAGUGGCUUACUGUUAAAUCUAGAUCACAUAUUUAUGUCAACAAGGUCAGAGAAAUGCUCGAAAGCUGGGGUUCCGUGAUAAGAACUGGCUGUGAGGUACAGUCUGUUUCCACCGAUGGAGAGGGUUGCAGAGUGUUAUGCAGAGAUGGUUCUGAAGAACAAUAUAACGGGUGCAUAUUUGCGGUUCAUGCCCCGGAUGCCUUGAAAAUCUUAGGAGAUGAAGCGACAUUUGAUGAAAAAAGAUUACUUGGUGCUUUCCAGUAUAUGUACAGUGAAAUCUUCCUUCACCGUGAUACAAAAUUGAUGCCUCGAAAUCGAGCAGCCUGGAGUGCCUGGAAUUUCUUAGGAACCGAUAAUAACAAAAUAUGCCUUACAUACUGGCUCAAUGUGUUGCAGAAUCUUGGUGAAACGAGUCAACCUUAUCUUGUAACACUCAAUCCUGAUCAUACACCAGACAAUACCUUAAUAAAAUGGUCAACCGGCCAUCCUGUCCCGUCUGUAGCUGCUACAAAAGCUUCGCUCGAGCUUGAACAUAUUCAAGGCAAGAGAGGACUUUGGUUUUGUGGAGCAUAUCAGGGUUACGGUUUCCAUGAGGAUGGAUUGAAGUCUGGCAUGGUUGCUGCACAUGGUUUGCUCGGAAAACGUUGCGAGAUUUUGAGCAAUCCGAAACAUAUGGUUCCUUCUUUGUUAGAAAUUGGGGCGCGCCUUUGCGUAACUAGAUUUCUUAGCCAAUACAUCUCUACUGGCUGUUUAACUUUAAUCGAAGAAGGAGGCACAAUGUUUACGUUUGAGGGAACUGCGAAAAAGUGUUUUUAUAAAUCUAUUCUGAAAAUUCACAAUCCCCAAUUUUACUGGAAAAUUAUGACACAGGCUGAUUUAGGCCUAGCAGAUGCAUAUAUCCAUGGUGAUUUUUCAUUUGUAGACAAAGAUGAAGGUCUUCUAAAUCUUUUCAUGGUUCUCAUUUCCAAUCGAGAUGCUACGAAGUCCGCAUCUGGACUGAAUAAGAAAAAGGGUUGGUGGACACCAAUGCUAUUCACUGCUAGUAUUGCUUCUGCAAAAUUUUUCCUUCGGCAUGUUUCGAGACAGAAUACUCUUACACAAGCUCGCAGGAAUAUCUCUCGUCAUUAUGACUUGAGUAACGAUCUUUUCGCUCUGUUCCUGGAUGAAACAAUGACAUACUCCUCUGCAAUAUUUAAGACAGAGGAUGAAGACUUGAAAGCUGCACAGAUGAGAAAAAUUUCACUUCUGAUUGAUAAAGCAAGAAUCACUAAGGAUCAUGAAAUUCUUGAGAUUGGUUGCGGUUGGGGAACCUUGGCAAUGGAAGCUGUUAGACGAACCGGUUGCAGAUACACAGGCAUCACUCUAUCAGAAGAGCAACUAAAAUUUGCAGAACAAAGAGUGAAGGAAGCUGGUCUUCAGGAUCGUAUCAGGUUUCUACUGUGCGACUAUCGCCAACUGCCUGAAAACGUCAAAUAUGAUAGAAUCAUCUCCUGCGAAAUGAUGGAAGCUAUAGGACAUGAAUACAUGGAAGAGUUCUUUGGUUGCUGUGAAUCAGCAUUAGCUGAAGAUGGCAUAAUUGUAGUUCAGUUUAUAUCAAUACCAGAAGAGAGGUAUGAUGAAUACAGGAAAAGUUCAGAUUUUAUAAAGGAAUAUAUAUUCCCCGGCGGAUGUUUACCGUCAUUAACAAGGGUCACAUCCGCCAUGGCUGUUUCUACAAGACUCUGUGUGGAGCAUGUGGAAAAUAUAGGACUUCAUUACUAUCAAACACUUAGAUACUGGAGGAAAACUUUCUUGGAGAAUCAAAGUAAAAUUAUGGCACUGGGAUUCAAUGAAGAGUUCAUAAGAACAUGGGAGUAUUAUUUUGAUUAUUGUGCAGCUGGAUUUAAGACGCUUACACUUGGAAAUUAUCAGGUUGUUCUUUCAAGGCCUGGAAAUAUUGCUGCUUUGGGGAAUCCAUAUAAAGAAAUUCGUGCAGCUUCUUGAUUGAUUUAUGUUUCUCUUAUUUUACUUAUAUUAAGUGGGUUAUAUUUUUAGUUUGAUUAGUUACUUUUUAUCGAUCGGUUUGCUUGUAUCCAUACAAUAAAAUUUGAUUCUCAAAUCCUUGAGCUUUGUAAUUGGAUUUUUGUAUCUCAAAUCAAAUACUAAUAAGAAGCCAACCAUUGAAUUA